AUGACACAGGCCGAAUCUUCCUCGAGCGCGGCACGCAGUGGCGCCAAAGCUGUCACUGCCGGUGCCCCAACAGAUUACGAGCUUCCUUGGGUUGAGAAAUACCGUCCUAUUUUCCUCGAUGAUAUCGUCGGCAACACUGAAACUAUUGAACGGUUGAAGAUUAUCGCGAAAGAUGGCAACAUGCCUCACGUUAUUAUCUCUGGCAUGCCGGGUAUUGGAAAGACGACUUCGGUUCUAUGUCUUGCCCGGCAAUUGCUCGGUGAUUCCUAUAAAGAGGCUGUUCUUGAGCUAAACGCAAGUGAUGAGAGAGGUAUCGAUGUGGUUCGUAACCGCAUCAAGGGCUUUGCUCAGAAGAAGGUCACACUGCCCCAGGGUCGUCACAAGCUUGUCAUACUCGAUGAAGCGGAUAGCAUGACACCCGGUGCCCAACAAGCUCUGCGCCGCACAAUGGAGAUCUACUCAACCACGACUCGAUUCGCCUUCGCUUGCAACCAAUCGAACAAGAUCAUUGAACCCCUUCAAUCACGUUGUGCCAUUCUUCGUUAUGCCCGUCUGACCGAUGCGCAGGUCGUUAAGCGACUGAUGCAAAUCUGUGAGGCGGAGCAGGUCAAGCACUCUGAAGAUGGAAUUGCCGCACUGGUCUUCAGCGCAGAGGGUGAUAUGCGUCAAGCAAUCAACAACCUGCAAAGUACUUGGUCGGGCUUUGGCUUUGUCAGUGGAGACAAUGUGUUCCGCGUUGUUGAUAGUCCUCACCCUGUCAAGGUGCAGGCUAUGAUCAAGGCAUGCUGGGAGGGCAAGGUUGACUCCGCACUGGCGGGUCUCAAUGAGCUAUGGGCUCUUGGCUAUUCUUCUCAUGAUAUCAUCAGCACUAUGUUCCGAGUCACUAAGACUAUCCCGACACUUUCGGAGCAUUCCAAAUUAGAGUUCAUUCGAGAGAUUGGGUUUACGCACAUGCGUAUUCUCGAUGGUGUGCAGUCACUUCUGCAGCUGAGCGGCUGUGUCUCGAAGCUUUGCAAGAUCAACAUGAAGCCUGAGCUUUUCCAGCCUCCGAAGGCCUAA
Penicillium argentinense is the source of this 1059-nucleotide messenger RNA. RefSeq names its product replication factor C subunit 4. The coding region runs from base 1 to 1059 and encodes 352 amino acids. Gene Ontology annotation, biological process: DNA repair; DNA-templated DNA replication. Gene Ontology annotation, molecular function: ATP hydrolysis activity; DNA binding; DNA clamp loader activity. Gene Ontology annotation, cellular component: DNA replication factor C complex; Rad17 RFC-like complex; Elg1 RFC-like complex. The record is from RefSeq and is a predicted model, not a curated record. The transcript is spliced from 5 exons. NCBI's taxonomy places the organism in Eukaryota, Fungi, Ascomycota, Eurotiomycetes, Eurotiales, Aspergillaceae.